AGAAGAGAAGCAAGCUGGAAGUCAAUAUGGGUUUCGUUAAAUUGAUGGCUCAACUUGUGAUUGUGUUCUUUCUCCUUGGGAUCCUUAAGGCAUCUGAACCAAUGUGUUUGUCACGUUUUGACUACGACGAGAAAAUGCUGCUUAAGAUGCUGAAAUUGGAAGACGCCCUUGAGAAAAUUGAAAAGAGCAGAAAAGACAAUGCCAUAGCGUUCACAGCCAGUGGUCCGGUAGAUUUCCCUUUUAGAUUCGACAACGUCCUCACCAACAUUGGCGGCCGGUAUUACCAGUCUUCGGGGCAUUUCAUAUGCAAUGUUCCUGGGCUGUAUUAUUUCACUUUCCAUUUGGUGAAGAAACGAGCGAGUCCAGCAGUAGAUUUGUGUCAAUGAAGCCUCGGUAAAAACGUUAUCUCGGUUGGAAUAAAGGCAUAUACAGACCCUUAUGAUAAUGCAGAUACCGGUAGUUACGGCGUGAGCAACGGGGCUUACCUACACCUUUCGAUUGGGGACACAGUCCAAUUGGUCGACUGUACAGCGGCAAGCAGUUUUGAGAGCUGGUCUUCGUUCAGUGGAGUUCUCAUUAAAGCUGACUAGCUUGAAAGCUUUGACGUUUAAAAUAAAGUGUGUGUGAAUUUAAGAUUGGUAUUGACAAAUUAACAAAUAACUCUAGUAGUGAAAAAUACUAGAAUCACUGACUUGUAGAUUGUAUGCAAAGUACCUAAUUACUUCUAAAACAGUGUUUCGUAAAAUAAACUGUCAAACACAACAGCUGCAUUGGUGAUUAGCUAAUAAACUCAAGUCCUUUAAACGUUUUACACUAAAUCGCUUUGUGUAACUUGACAAAAUAGCAGUACUACUAGAAAAUAUACACAUAUAAGCUUAAUUACUUCUAUGCAACCUAUUGCGUAUUAUCUCAGCAAAUCAGACGCAUUAUUUGAUUUCUACUUU
Molecule: messenger RNA, 944 nt
Organism: Dreissena polymorpha
Lineage: Eukaryota; Metazoa; Mollusca; Bivalvia; Myida; Dreissenidae
Product: C1q-related factor-like
Exons: 2
Coding region: 27-386 (119 amino acids)
Molecular function (GO): protein binding
Source: RefSeq, a predicted model, not a curated record